Messenger RNA from Rubroshorea leprosula, 2683 nucleotides. The record is from the annotation of a GenBank genome assembly. NCBI's taxonomy places the organism in Eukaryota, Viridiplantae, Streptophyta, Magnoliopsida, Malvales, Dipterocarpaceae.
GCGGCCUUCCCCCAACAAUCUCCUAUCCUUAUCCUCUUCCUCCUCUCCCCGCCUUCUGCUCCCUCCCUUCCCCAUUUCGACCAUAAGAAUCAGUAAAAAUCCCAUAACAAUGAUUGUGUAGCACCACUCUUUUGCAUCUCCUAAUGGGGUACGUCAAAGAAGAAGGUGCAUUCUCUCAUUUCGAUUUUCCACUGGGUUUUUUCAUCGUCUUGUUGAUCAUCUUUCUGGGUUUUUGGGAAAUCCCAGAUUGAUUAAAGGGUUGUUUUCAUUCAUUAAUUUUUCACACAAUUUUUGCAGAGCUUGACGUUGCAUGUUUGAAUCCUUUUGAUGAAAAAAGGGCAAAGAUGAAAUCUGGAUUUUCUUUGCAGGGGAUGAGAUCUAAGAUCUAAUGUACGUAGUAUGGCAUUUCAUCCGGCUGAGGUUGACUCAAAUGUGAAAAUUAAGGAUUCUUUUACCCAAAACAUGAAUACAUCCCGCAGAGAAGGCGAGAGGGAUCUGGAGAAGGGGCUGUCUCUGCCUCGUAGGCCUUCCCAGUUCUUGGACCUGUCACCACUUCCUUCUCCGAGAGCAUCAACGCCGAGGCCUAGUCUGGUUCUGUCCAAUUCUGGGAAGGCCCUCAUUGCCUCAAAUUCUGGGAAGGCGCUCAUUGUGUCCAAUUCUAGCAAGAGUCUAGGAAUUUCCAACUCUGGCAAGCGAUAUGAUAAGAAGAAGUAUGUCAAGCAGGUCACCGGUCGCCACAAUGACACCGAGCUCCACCUGGCUGCUCAGCGUGGGGAUGUGGUUGCAGUCAGGCAGAUUCUUGGUGAAAUUGAUGCCCAGAUGAUGGGCACACUGAGUGGAGCAGAAUUUGAUGCUGAAGUGGCAGAGAUAAGAUCAUCAGUUGUGGAUGAGGUGAAUGAGUUGGGAGAGACAGCAUUGUUCACUGCAGCUGAGAAGGGGCAUUUAGAUGUGGUGGUUGAGCUCUUGCAGUACACGACUAAAGAAGGCAUCUCAUUGAAGAAUCGAUCUGGGUUGGACGCAUUGCAUGUUGCAGCAAGUCAAGGUCACCAAGGUGUCUGGCUACCUUUCUCUCUUCUGGUUGAACUGAAGGUGCUAUUAGAGCAUGACCCAGGGCUAAGUAAAACAGUUGGCCAGGCAAACGCAACCCCUCUUAUAACUGCAGCUACAAAAGGUCAUGCAGCAGUCGUUCAUGAAUUGCUGUCAAAAGAUCCUAGCUUGAUAGAGAUGUCAAAAGCAAAUGGAAAGAAUGCCAUACACUUUGCUGCUAGGCAAGGGCAUGUAGACAUUGUAAAAGCAUUGCUUGAUAGAGAUCCGCACCUGGCAAGAAGGACUGAUAAGAAAGGUCAGACUGCAUUGCAUAUGGCUGUAAAAGGGAUCAGCCGCGAGGUAGUGAAACUCCUUCUUCAGGCAGAUCCAGCCAUUGUAAUGCUCCCAGACAAGUUUGGAAAUACUGCAUUACACGUGGCCACAAGGAAAAAGCGUUCUGAGAUUGUGCAUGAGCUCUUACGCCUCCCUGACACUAAUGUGAAUGCGCUAACCAGAGACCAUAAAACGGCCCUUGACAUAGCUGAAGGACUUGCACACUCGGAGGAGACCUCAGAUAUAAGGGACCGUUUGACUCGGUAUGGUGCUGUCAAAGCAAAUGAACUGAACCAGCCAAGGGAUGAGCUAAGGAAAACUGUAACAGAGAUCAAGAAGGAGGUGCACAGCCAGCUUGAACAAACCCGCAAAACCAACAAGAAUGUGGAUGGAAUUGCGAAGGAACUUCGGAAACUUCAUAGAGAAGGAAUCAAUAAUGCUACCAACUCAGUAACAGUGGUUGCUGUGCUUUUUGCAACGGUUGCAUUUGCAGCUAUUUUCACAGUUCCUGGUGGUGAUAAUGAUGAUGGAAAGGCUAUAAUGGUCAGCUCACGAGAAUUUAAGAUCUUCUUUAUCUUUAAUGCUAUUGCACUCUUCACUUCACUGGCAGUUGUGGUGGUACAGAUAACAGUUGUUAGAGGGGAGUUAAAAUCAGAGAGAAGGGUUGUGGAGGUAAUCAAUAAGUUGAUGUGGUUGGCUUCUGUUUGCACUACAGUAGCGUUUAUUUCCUCAGCAUAUAUAGUGGUUGGCCGACGAAACAGGUGGGCUGCCAUUUUUAUCACAGUUAUAGGAGGAAUACUCAUGGCAGGAGUGUUAGGUGCCAUGACCUAUUAUGUGGUGAAGUACAAACGGAUCCGCAAAGUGAAAAAGAGAGAGAAGUAUUCAAGGAAUGGAGCAAACUCAUUUAAAUUAUCAGAUACUGAUUCAGAAGUAAACCCAAAAAUCUAUGCCAUUUAAUGUCAAAACUCUAUCUCAACCAGCUUAAGGUGCUUCUUGUGACAUAAUUUGAAGGAGCAAUUGAAAAGCAGGGAAAGGGUAUCUUCUCUUAAACGGGGUUUCAUGCUGUGAAGUAUACAAGAUUUGAGAAUCCUAUAGUGCAAGUCUCAGGUGUCAACUCAAGUAAAUGAUUCUUUCUUCUUCCAUUUUUUAUAUCUAAUUUUGUUUCAUCCAUUUGAGGAGGAACACAAAAUAUUGGAAUUGGAGCAUUAACUGAUAAUGACAUUGAACUCCUACACCAGCUGCAAUGUGAGAUGUUUAUCGUAUGGUUUACCCUCUUCAUCUGCAACUGCAGCUUACUUUGGUUUCAUAAAGACCUUAUUCUAUC